AUGCCCUGUGUGUAUGCUGUAUGCAUGGAAGCCAAGUACUUGAGGAGCGAGACCGCCUUUCUGGAAGAGUUGGUGUUUGGAAAUGGAGAUACCAUUGAACUUUCCUGUAACACCCAGGGCUCUUCUGUCUCUGUUUUCUGGUUUAAAGAUGGUAUUGGAAUUGCACCUACCAACAGAACUCAUAUUGGACAAAAACUGUUGAAGAUAAUCAACGUGUCAUAUGAUGACUCGGGGCUGUACAGUUGCAAGCCAAGGCAUUCCAACGAGGUCCUGGGAAACUUUACAGUCAGAGUUACAGAUUCCCCUUCGUCAGGUGAUGAUGAGGAUGACGAUGAUGAGUCAGAAGAUACAGGUGUCCCCUUCUGGACCCGGCCAGAUAAGAUGGAGAAGAAGCUGCUGGCAGUUCCCGCCGCCAACACCGUUCGCUUCCGAUGUCCGGCGGGGGGGAACCCCACUCCUUCCAUCUACUGGCUGAAAAAUGGCAAGGAGUUCAAAGGGGAGCACAGGAUUGGGGGCAUUAAGUUGCGACACCAGCAGUGGAGCCUGGUGAUGGAGAGCGUUGUGCCGUCGGAUCGGGGCAAUUACACCUGUGUCGUGGAGAACAAAUACGGCAACAUUAGGCACACCUACCAGCUUGAUGUCUUAGAAAGGUCACCCCACCGACCAAUCCUGCAGGCAGGGCUCCCUGCCAACCAGACUGUGGUGGUAGGGAGCAAUGUGGAGUUCCACUGCAAGGUGUACAGCGAUGCCCAGCCUCACAUCCAGUGGCUGAAACACGUGGAAGUCAAUGGCAGCAAAUAUGGACCCGAUGGGACCCCGUAUGUGACAGUGCUGAAGACGGCAGGUGUUAACACAACGGAUAAGGAGCUAGAGAUUCUGUACUUGCGAAAUGUUACUUUUGAGGAUGCUGGGGAAUAUACUUGUCUCGCAGGGAAUUCUAUUGGGUUCUCACAUCACUCUGCUUGGCUGACGGUGCUACCAGCUGAGGAGCUCAUGGAGAUGGAUGAUUCGGGCUCAGUGUACACUGGCAUUCUCAGUUAUGGCACUGGCUUUUUCCUCCUUCUCCUGGUGCUGGUCUUGGUGAUUGUCUGGAGGACGAAAAUGCCAAACAAAAAAGCCAUGAACACCCCCACUGUUCAGAAAGUCUCCAAAUUCCCACUCAAGAGACAGGUGUCGCUGGAGUCCAACUCUUCCAUGAACUCCAACACGCCGCUGGUGCGCAUCACGCGCCUCUCCUCCAGCGACGGGCCCGUGCUGGCCAACGUCUCCGAGCUGGAGCUGCCUCCCGACCCCAAGUGGGAAUUGACACGUUCUCGCCUGACCCUGGGGAAGCCGCUGGGCGAGGGGUGUUUCGGCCAAGUGGUGAUGGCAGAAGCAAUAGGGAUUGAUAAGGACAAGCCAAACAAGGCCAUCACGGUUGCUGUCAAGAUGUUAAAAGAUGAUGCCACAGACAAAGACCUUUCUGACCUGGUGUCUGAGAUGGAAAUGAUGAAGAUGAUUGGGAAGCACAAAAACAUCAUUAACCUCCUCGGAGCCUGCACGCAGGACGGACCACUCUAUGUGCUGGUGGAAUACGCGUCGAAGGGGAACUUGCGGGAAUACCUCAGGGCACGUCGCCCCCCUGGCAUGGACUAUUCCUUUGACACCUGCAAGCUGCCCGAGGAGCAGCUGACCUUCAAGGACCUGGUUUCCUGUGCCUACCAGGUGGCACGGGGCAUGGAGUACUUGGCAUCUCAGAAAUGCAUUCACCGCGACCUGGCGGCCAGGAACGUGCUGGUCACCGAAGAUAAUGUGAUGAAAAUUGCUGAUUUUGGCCUCGCUAGAGACGUUCACAACAUUGACUAUUACAAGAAAACCACCAAUGGUCGGCUGCCUGUGAAAUGGAUGGCUCCAGAAGCCUUGUUUGACCGGGUCUAUACUCACCAGAGCGAUGUCUGGUCUUUUGGAGUGCUACUAUGGGAGAUCUUCACUUUGGGAGGGUCUCCAUACCCAGGAAUUCCCGUUGAGGAGCUCUUCAAGCUCUUGAAGGAAGGCCAUCGGAUGGACAAACCUGCAAACUGCACCCAUGAUUUGUACACGAUCAUGCGGGAUUGCUGGCACGCCGUCCCCUCGCAGCGCCCCACCUUCAAGCAGCUGGUGGAAGACCUGGACAGGGUCCUGACCAUGACCUCCACGGAUGAGUACCUGGACCUGUCGGUGCCCUUCGAGCAGUACUCGCCGGCCGGCCAGGACACGCACAGCACCUGCUCCUCAGGGGAUGACUCGGUCUUUGCACACGACCUGCUGCCCGAUGAGCCCUGCCUGCCCAAGCACCCGCCCUGCAACGGCGUCAUCCGGACGUGAGGAGCCCGGGCGCGGGCGGACGGACGGACGGACGGACGGACGGGCAGGGUGCCCGUGGAGGCGCGAGCGUGGGGCGCCGAGCGUGAAACCCUAGUGAAGGAUCUUCCAGUGGAACUCUGUGAUGGUGCCUGGAGAUUUGUGUUGUUGACAAGCUGUUCAGGGUAAAAAC
Molecule: messenger RNA, 2512 nt
Organism: Ficedula albicollis (Collared flycatcher)
Lineage: Eukaryota; Metazoa; Chordata; Aves; Passeriformes; Muscicapidae
Gene: FGFR3
Product: fibroblast growth factor receptor 3
Exons: 17
Coding region: 1-2343 (780 amino acids)
Biological process (GO): positive regulation of kinase activity; positive regulation of cell population proliferation; positive regulation of MAPK cascade
Cellular component (GO): membrane; signaling receptor complex
Molecular function (GO): fibroblast growth factor binding; fibroblast growth factor receptor activity; ATP binding
Source: RefSeq, a predicted model, not a curated record